Messenger RNA from Brassica napus (rape), 1363 nucleotides. Its product is annotated as putative nuclease HARBI1. Bases 700 to 1338 code for a protein of 212 amino acids. The transcript has 3 exons. Lineage: Eukaryota; Viridiplantae; Streptophyta; Magnoliopsida; Brassicales; Brassicaceae. The record is from RefSeq and is a predicted model, not a curated record.
AAAAGGGAAGAAGUGAGUUAUUUAUAAUCACAAAAUAUUAUGGCAUCUAACCGGCGAACGAAUACAAAUUUUGGAGGAACAACAAAUUCAAAUCGUCCUACAGAAGCAUCAACUCCUCCUACGGAAACAACUUUAAGAGCUUUUCGUAUAUGUCAGUUACGAGCACAAGGCAUACAUAAUCUAAGUUAGGAAGAAAGAAUUGAAAUUUGGAAUUUGGAAAAUGAGCAGUUUGCAGAGUUAAUAAUCAAUCCAACAUUGACUUACUAUCAUCGCUAUUUUCAAAGGGGACCAGUGCAAACGGAUAGAGGUUUAAGAUGGAGAAAUAUUUGGCAACGAAUACAAGAAGAUGAUGCGGCUUGUCUUCAGUUAUUACGAAUGUCACUGCCGUGUUUCCGCUUAUUGUGUAAUACACUACAAACAGACUAUGGUCUACAACCAACACUCAAUGUAAGUAUUGAAGAAAGUGUGGCUAUGUUUCUACAAAUAUGUGGACAUAAUGAAGUUCAGAGAGAUGUUGGUUUAAGAUUCGGCCGAAAUCAAGAGACGAUUCACAGAAAAUUUAUGGAAGUUCUUACGGCGACAGAAAUAAUGGUAUGUGAUUAUAUUAGAACUCCAACAAGACAAGAACUAAUGUGAAUUCCUGAAAGACUUCACUCAGAUCGAAGAUAUUAUCAUUUUUUCAGUGAAUUUGUGGGAGCUAUGGAUGGAACUCAUGUAUGCGUAAAAUUGGAGCCUGAGUUAAAAGGAAUGUAUUGGAAUCGACAUGAUAAUGCUUCUUUGAACAUCAUGGCAAUAUGUGAUUUGAAUAUGUUGUUCACAUAUAUAUGGAAUGGAGCACCAGGAUCAUGUCACGAUACUGCUGUUUUGGCAAUGGCACAACAAAACGAUUCUGAGUUCCCUUUGCCUCCACGAGAUAAAUAUUAUCUCGUUGAUUCAGGCUAUCCGAACAAGCAAGGAUUUUUAGCCCCAUAUAGAUCAUCACAGAAUGGAGUUGUGAGAUAUCAUAUGUCUCAGUUCAACUCUGGUCCUGCUCCGAGAAAUAAACAAGAACUAUUCAACCGAUAUCAUGCGUCUUUGCGUUCAGUUAUCGAAAGAUCAUUUGGAGUUUGGAAGAAAAAAUGGAAGAUUCUAUCUGAUUUUCCAAGAUACAAAAUACGCACCCAAAAAAGAGUGAUAAUGGCUACAAUGGGAUUACAUAACUUUAUCAAAAUUUCAAACUACGCAGAUGAAGAUUUUGCAAAUAUAAUACCAGAUACGAGACUGAAUAACAGAGAUUCAGAAUCUGACUAUGUUGAUCCAGAAGAAUUUGAUGCGGCACAAGGAGAACAAAUGACAUAAAUAAGAGAUAAUAUUGCAAAUAUGU